Messenger RNA from Pleuronectes platessa (European plaice), 4052 nucleotides. It is a transcript of the gene slc12a9, whose product is annotated as solute carrier family 12 member 9. The record is from RefSeq and is a predicted model, not a curated record. Gene Ontology annotation, biological process: potassium ion homeostasis; chloride ion homeostasis; cell volume homeostasis. Gene Ontology annotation, molecular function: potassium:chloride symporter activity. Lineage: Eukaryota; Metazoa; Chordata; Actinopteri; Pleuronectiformes; Pleuronectidae. The transcript has 14 exons. Bases 298 to 3036 code for a protein of 912 amino acids. Gene Ontology annotation, cellular component: membrane.
CCUCAGGACAAAUAACACAGGGAGCAGGCGUGUCAUGGCUGCUGUGUUGUUAUUGGGCAGAUCAUCAUCACAUCCCGCACGCCAGCAUCAAAGUGUCGGCACGGCUCGGCUCUGUCCGCCGGCCAGCUCCGGUCCCUAAACCUGACCGUCCUCAGCCGGGAGACAAGCAGCGGAGACCCGUGCAUAAGGAGCCGGAGAGAAGGCUGCACCGAGCAGGAAGCACCGAGCAGGAAGUGUGGAGGAGGUCCGGAGAGCACAAGAGGACUAAUCUGAAGCCCCCCCACCCCCCCAGCAGCCAUGUCUAACGAACGCACCCCUCUGAUCCCCUCGGGGGUGUGCGGCCUCUCUGUAACCGCGGUGACAUGCGGCGCGGUGACAUGCGACGGAUCGCCAGACGCCAUCCCAGAGUCCGGCUCGGAGACUCCAACCAAAGACCCCCGACAACUGAACACCUUCUUCGGGGUGAUGGUGCCGACCAUCCUGUCCAUGUUCAGCAUUGUGUUGUUUCUCAGAACGGGGUUUGUGGUUGGUCAUGCUGGGCUGCUACAGGGUCUCCUGAUGGUUUUCGUAGCCUACACCAUCAUCUCUCUUACGAUACUGUCCAUCUGUGCCAUUUCCACCAAUGGUGCAAUACAAGGCGGUGGAGCCUACUACAUGAUCAGUCGCUCUCUGGGCCCGGAGUUCGGAGGAAGCAUUGGUUUGAUGUUCUUCCUGGCCAAAGUGUGUGCAUGUGGGGAGUAUGUUCUCGGCCUCGUGGAGGCCAUACUUGACUUAUUCGGUGCAGAUCCUGAAGCGUCUGUGUCCGAGGGGAUCCACGUGCUCCCUCAGGGUUACUGGUACACGGUGCUCUACUCCUCCGUGGUCCUCCUGCUGUGUCUGCUCGUCUGUCUGGUGGGCGCCAACAUCUACUGCCGCACCGCCUUCGCCAUCCUGCUGGUGGUCACCGUGUCCCUGCUGUCUGUCUUCAUCAGUUCCGUGACGGUCAAACCUCGGGACUUCGUCAUCACCCACCCGGGACCCGGCAACCAGACGCUUCGCUACAACGCCAGCUACACAGGCUUCAGUGUGACCACGCUGAGGAACAACCUGGGCUCUGGUUACUCUUUGGACUACAGCACCAACUCCGUCAUGUCUUUCGCCACCGUGUUUGCCGUCAUGUUCACCAGCUGCACCGGGAUCAUGGCCGGAGCCAACAUGUCAGGGGAGCUCAAGGCUCCGAGUGUCUCCAUCCCUAAAGGCACCAUCGUCGCUGUUUUUUACACGUUCACCGUCUACGUCCUCCUCUUCCUCCUGGUCAGCGCCACCUGUGACAGGACCCUGUUGAUUCAGGAUUAUGGGUUCUUCCAGCGCAUCAGCUUCUGGCCACCGCUUGUGACUAUUGGGAUCUACUGCGCCUCUCUGUCAGCUGCAAUGUGCUCAAUGAUCGGGGCGUCUCGUAUCCUCCAUGCUCUCGCCGUGGAUCAACUCUUUGGUCUUCCAUUAGCCCCAGCAACCAUCACAACAGCCUCUGGGAAUCCAUGGGUGGCAGUGCUAUACACGUGGGGUCUGGCCCAGUGUGUCGUGUUUGCAGGUCAGCUCAAUAAUGUGGCAAGUUUGGUGACUGUUUUCUACCUGCUCGCCUUCGCUGCAGUUGACCUGGCCUGUCUGGCCCUGGAGUGGGCGUCCGCACCAAAUUUCAGGCCGACCUUCCAGCUCUUCUCGUGGCACACCUGCCUGCUGGGCAUCGUGAGCUGUUUGGUCAUGAUGUUCGUCAUCAACCCCGUCUACUCCUCAGGCAGCAUCGUCCUCCUGCUCCUGCUGCUCCUCUUCCUCCACUACAGGUCGCCCACCAGCAGCUGGGGCUACAUCAGCCAGGCUCUCAUUUUCCAUCAGGUGCGCAAGUAUCUGUUGAUGCUCGACGUGAGAAAGGACCACGUGAAGUUCUGGCGGCCUCAGGUGCUGCUGAUGGUGGCCAACCCUCGCUCUUCCUGUCAGCUCAUCCUGUUCGUUAACCAGCUGAAGAAGGGAGGGCUGUAUGUGCUGGGCCAUGUGCAGCUGGGGGAUCUGGACUCGCUGCCGUCAGACCCGGUCCAGCAGCAGUAUAACUUCUGGUUGAGCCUCGUUGAUAAACUCGGGGUGAAGGCGUUCGUUGAUCUGACGCUGUCUCCCUCCGUCAGACAGGGAACCCAGCAUCUGCUGCGCAUCACAGGUUUAGGUGGCAUGAAGCCCAACAUGCUGAUUUUGGGUUUCUAUGACAGCUGCACUCCUGAAGACUUCUUUCUACAAGAUUCUGCAUUCUAUGACUCAUCAAUAGGACGGAGUAAAGACGGAGAAUAUAAUUUUGGUGUUGACCUGCCUUCGCUGCAGGCUCAUUUCCCCCCUGUCCGACACGUUGAGAGCCCACGCUGGCUGUCGCCAGAAGAGUACGUCGGGAUCAUUUCGGACGCCAUUAAGAUGAACAAGAACGUGUGCCUCGGCCGCUAUUUCUUCCAGUUAGAAGGAGAGGGUCAAGACAGCAAGGUCGACGGAUCAGAGCGGACGAUAGACGUGUGGCCUCUCAACCUGCUCCAGCCCGGCAGCCGAGAUUACGAGGACGUGUGCAGCCUCUUUCUGCUGCAGAUGGCCUGCGUGCUCAACAUGUCCAGCAAAUGGCGCCACGCGAGGAUGAGAAUCUUCCUGAACGUAGAGACGGAGUCCAGCGACCAGAGCUGGGUGGUGAACGAAGAGACGUUUCGAGAGCUGCUGAAGAAGCUGCGGAUCAGGGCGUCCAUAAAGAUUGUGCCGUGGGACUCUGUGGUGCAGCAUCACACUCAGUCAGACGUGGAGUGUUCCGCAGGGCAGACGCAAGCCCUCUCCGAGGGCUUCCUGUCGGCAGUGAACUGUAUGAUAAUGGAGCACAGCGAGCAGGCAGCUGUUCGCUUCCUGUAUUUACCUCGACCUCCCGCUUAUCGCAGCCAGUCACAGCAGUAUGUGGCUCAGCUGGAGGCAGUGACCAAUGGUUUAGGGCCAACGCUCCUGAUUCACGGCAUCACCCCGGUCACAUACACUGAUCUCUGAGCACGUGCAGUCAGGUGUAUUGUUCACGUUCCAAGAAAAUGUCCUAUUUUUCACCUACUUGAACUGGCUCAAGCCAAGAAAUGCUAUAUUUAAGCUCUCGUUACAUUAGCUCGUUACUUUAGCUUUAGGCCUGUCGUCUUGCAUACGGCAGAUAAAUAUGUGUCAAAGUCUCUUGAGAACAAAAACACUUUGUUUUGAGCAGAGACUGAAUAUAAACAAGUCUAUAUGAGAUUUCAGGGAUGAAAUUCUAAAUGAGUAGUGUUUUGUAAUUUACCAUUUAAAUCUAUGCGAAUCAGCUUCAAAGUAAUUUUCGUAUUAAUUUAUAGUAAUUGUUCUUUUAUCGAUUAUUCUUUUUUUCUUCCUUUUAUUCUAACAUUCCGGCCAAGUCGUCAAGAGUCUUUUUGUUUCUGUGCUGAGCUGCGUUCUGAUGUUUCACUCGUCUUCACAAAGGGACCUGUUGUGUACAGUUGACUUCAUCCUGAUGAUGAAUUUUGCUAUUUAAGUAAUAUUGGCGUUUGUGCUUCACAAUGCAAAUAUACACCAGAAGGGUUACACUGAGGGUCACGUUGAAGGUACUAAAAUAAUAAUUAGGAGCUUCAGUCGUGACAAUUUAGACCAAUUCUAGAUUAAACUUCUCACAUUCUGCAGCUUAUAACCACAUGGACUAUAUACAGAAUGAAAUGUUACUGCACCUUUCUCAUGUUUUUUGUGUCAUAGUGUUCAACACUGCAUGGAUCUCGAACCUUGGACAUUGAACGAAGCAGGGCACAUGAAGGUUGCUCAGAAGCAUCUUGGGUUUGCCAUUUUCACAGAUUCCAUCUCAGGUUGUGGACCUUGAGACGUCAGUCAUUGACGAGAAAGCCUUAUCGGAGCCUCACUUGUUUACUAAUGGUUUAGUUACUAACGAUCCUGUUGAGUAAAUAUAUGCCAAAUGUAUUGCGUGAUACUAUCUUUGUAACUGUAAAGUUGUUCCAGAUGAUAUGUUUAAAACAUUGCUUUACUGCGAUACAAACAAA